This is a messenger RNA of Varanus komodoensis (Komodo dragon), 3358 nucleotides long. RefSeq names its product LIM domain binding 2 (gene LDB2). The record is from RefSeq and is a predicted model, not a curated record. Lineage: Eukaryota; Metazoa; Chordata; Lepidosauria; Squamata; Varanidae. The coding region runs from base 270 to 1391 and encodes 373 amino acids. The transcript is spliced from 8 exons. Gene Ontology annotation, biological process: negative regulation of transcription by RNA polymerase II; nervous system development; positive regulation of transcription by RNA polymerase II. Gene Ontology annotation, molecular function: LIM domain binding. Gene Ontology annotation, cellular component: transcription regulator complex; nucleus.
UCCCCCUCUCCCAUGCUCUAUCAGCCUCCCUCUCCCUCUAGCUCGCCAGCUACAGAGGGCUCCCGCAGCAAUUCCCAGCCAGUAGUGCUGCUUGCCUCUUCUCUUCUCCUCUCCUCCCCCUCCCCGCUUGCCUCCCCCUCCCUCCUUCCCUCCCCGGCUCGGCUUGUGUGCUGCUUACUUUGUACAGUGAAGAAACACUCAGCCCAUGUGCUCUGUACGGAUGUUGGUGAUCCCCUUCUGUGCGCCGUGAUUCUCUGCAAGCAGGCAAGAUGUCCAGCACACCACAUGACCCUUUCUAUUCUUCUCCUUUUGGCCCCUUCUACAGGAGACACACACCGUACAUGGUGCAACCGGAGUACCGAAUCUAUGAGAUGAACAAGAGGCUGCAGUCUCGCACAGAGGAGAGUGACAACCUCUGGUGGGAUGCUUUUGCAACAGAGUUUUUUGAAGAUGAUGCAACUUUAACCCUUUCAUUCUGUUUGGAAGAUGGACCAAAGCGAUACACAAUUGGAAGAACCCUCAUUCCUCGUUAUUUUAGCACUGUCUUUGAAGGAGGUGUGACAGACCUGUAUUACAUCCUCAAGCACUCAAAAGAAUCAUACCACAACUCCUCCAUCACAGUCGACUGUGAUCAAUGCACCAUGGUAACUCAACAUGGAAAACCUAUGUUUACAAAGGUGUGCACAGAAGGACGUCUUAUCUUGGAAUUUACCUUUGAUGACCUUAUGAGAAUAAAAACAUGGCACUUUACCAUUAGACAAUACAGAGAGUUAGUCCCUCGCAGUAUUUUAGCCAUGCAUGCACAAGACCCUCAGGUGCUGGAGCAGCUGUCCAAAAACAUCACUCGUAUGGGUCUGACUAACUUCACCCUCAACUACCUCAGGUUGUGUGUAAUAUUGGAGCCAAUGCAAGAGCUGAUGUCAAGGCAUAAAACGUAUAAUUUAAGUCCUCGAGACUGCCUGAAAACAUGUUUGUUUCAAAAAUGGCAGCGAAUGGUGGCACCUCCAGCAGAGCCUACAAGACAGCCGACAACCAAACGGAGGAAAAGGAAAAAUUCAACUAGCAGCACUUCCAAUAGCAGUGCCGGGAACAAUGCAAACAGCACCAACAGCAAGAAAAAAGCAGCUGCUGCAAACCUGAGUCUUUCAAGUCAGGUACCUGAUGUGAUGGUAGUUGGAGAACCAACCCUAAUGGGUGGAGAAUUUGGUGACGAAGAUGAACGGCUCAUCACCAGGCUAGAGAACACACAGUAUGAUGCAGCAAAUGGCAUGGACGAUGACGAAGACUUCAACAAUUCACCUGCAUUGGGAAACAACAGCCCAUGGAAUAGUAAACCUCCUGCUAACCAAGAGACCAAGACUGAAAACCCAACACCACAAGCUUCCCAAUAAGUUAUCUGAAGCCGUAUCCACUGUUAUUUAUAACAGCAGGUCACAAUUGCUAUCCCACAGCAUUCUUUACAAACAAAAAACAAAAACCAAAACCCUUCCCAAUUUUCCACAGAUAUAGAACCUAUUUCUAGAUGUAUAGCUAUCAUUUUUUAAGUUAGAAAAAAUAAUUUAUAGCUUCCAGAUAAUUAUCUUGGAAGCGCUUGCACAUGACAUGAUACUGACGCUGACCUCAGUGAAAAGAACUGAAUAUGUAAGUAGCACCUCAUGACAAUAGCUAAAUACUAACAUUUCAGUGGAGGAUUUUUCUCUGCUGUGACCCCCUUAUCCUCUAAAGGCCAUAUCUUAUAGACCAUCAGUGCUCAGGAUCUGCUGGCAAUGUUUUUACCAUGAUGAAUGACAUAUAUUGUUUUUCAAUUUGUUUCUGAGGUUUUUUGCUCUAGAGUCCAGUGUUUAAGAUGCAAUCUUAUCACAAUUAGACUGCUGCCUGGAGAAUGCUUGGGAUUGUAGGACUUUUCCCUGUCUAAACAUGCAUAGGAUUAUGCCCUUAAUCUCUCCCCAUGCAAUUGUUUUCCACGGUUAGCUAUUAUAACAAGCAGGAAAGAAGGAGAGAAGUUCAAACUUUCAAACCCUGGUUUAUUCUGAAGAAAUGUUCUAGCCCAGCUUCCCCUUAACGUAGUGUCCUUUAGAUGUGUUGCAGCUUAUUUCCCAUCAUCCUUGACCAGCAUGGUCCUAGUUACAGAUGGUGGGAAUGGUAGUCCAGCAUAUCCAGAGUGUGCCGGCUUGAGGAAGGCUACUGUAGCUCAACAGGUUUGGCAUUAAAAACUUUCCUUAGGGGAGAUUUCAAAGACAUCUCUGUGAACUAUGAUUUGGUAACAGGGAGUAUUAAAGUAUGUUUUAUGAAAUGUAAACUAUAUUACAAAUAGAUUUAUAGAUAUUACACAUCCAAUCACUUGCAUAUUGCUUAUAGCAAACUACUAUUCAUAAAAUUUUAAACACAACCCUUAAAAACCUAGCAAGACCAACAAUUUUGCUGAUUUAUGAUGGGUCAGAAAAGUGGUGUGUGCACAGAGCAGCUGCAGCAUCUCAUGUGGCUUCAUUUAGAAAAAGAAAAAAUUCCUGCUGUUUGACCGGAAGGGAGAAGAAGGGGGUCUGAAUCCAGUGCCUUCUAAAAGAAAACUGGCAAAAAGUCAGAUUUCUUUAACAUGCUCUGGAUUUGUACCUGUGGCUGCUGGAUUGGAAGGGGAGGCCACUGGGAAUCCCACUCUGGAUAAGCUCAUAGCUGGACAGGGCUUGUUCUUUUUUAGGUAUCCCUGUGGAAGGGGCUUUGCCCCAGAUACGCUGUGCAAAAACAUUCCUUCUUAAUACGCUGUUUCCUAGUGCAAGCUGAGGUUCUCUCCUGCCUUGCGACUUCAACUCAUUGGUGCUGCCCUCCUUUUUUCCUCUUUGAGCCAUUUCAAAAGACCACUGCUUUCUGUCUGACAUCUGAGUCCCAUUAAUUGUUUUUCUUUUACUUAUCAAAAGCACUGAAACAACUAAAAUGUCUGUUUCAUCAAAGACAUGACAAAUAUUUUUAUGUGGAGAAAGAUGCCCAAGUCCCUAUGAGAAUUUAUGCUUUGUAAAAUUGCUGUUGAUCUGAAUUUUGAAAGCCAUGUAAUCCAUUAAUUUUGUGAGCAGUUUAAAUACAGACUAAUUUUUUUCUGUUUUUAUUGUAUCUUAAGUUUAUUUUGCUGUUUCUUUUCUCACUAUCAUUCUUGUAUGAUACUUUUGUAAAGCCUCCAAACUAAUUAAUUUUUUGAUUCCAGUAUAUUUAUGUGAAACUUUAUAAAAUAAACUAAUUUUGCAUUUACAUAUUAAUACGUUCAACUCAUGAUGUAAAAAAAUACAGUGAGUCGGUGUGUUAUGAUACAACUGUAUUUUAUGUAUGCUUUGCCAAUACGUGUGCCAAUAAACUGUGUUAACAGAAGUGA